AUGCUACGUCAAGCUGUCUCUGCCGCCGCUGCCCACUCAAGGAGCCAGCUGCCCCGGGUGAUCUUCUCAGGCAUUCAACCAACCGGAAUACCUCAUCUGGGUAAUUAUGCGGGAGCUUUGAGCCAAUGGGUUCAGCUGCAGGACACAGAGCCCAGCACCAGCAAAAUCAUCUUCUCCGUCGUCGAUCUCCAUGCCAUCACAACGCCACAGCCUCCGCAGCAGCUCAGGCAAUGGAGGAGGGAGGCUCUAGCCGCUCUUUUGGCCAUUGGCUUACACCCUGACAGAGCUACCAUCUUCUUCCAGUCGUCGGGCGCACUCCUGACCGCUUGUUACCCCAAGGUUCCUGCACAUUCGGAGCUCAUGUGGAUCUUAAGCUGCACCGCUUCAGUAGGAUAUCUGUCCAGGAUGACACAGUGGAAGAGCAAACUUAACCUAGAUAAUGCCUCUAGUUUAGAUGACCGAGGCGUUGGUUCUAAACUGAAGCUUGGGCUCUUCUCCUAUCCUGUUCUUCAAGCAGCCGAUAUCCUAGUUCACCGAGCUACGCAUGUUCCAGUGGGCCACGACCAAAAGCAACACCUUGAGUUUGCUAGAGAAUGUGUCACCAAUUUUAACCAUGCAUACGGAGACCAUUUAGUACAGCCAGAAACUCUUAUAUCUCCAGUUCAUCGUGUCAUGUCUCUAACUGACCCAAGCUCCAAGAUGUCGAAAUCGCACAAGCUAGAUCGCUCUCGUAUCCUAAUCACUGAUUCUCCAGAACAAAUCAAAGCCAAGAUAGGCUCUGCUCUGACUGACUCCAUCCCUGGCAUUUCCUAUGAUAUCGAGAACAGGCCUGGAAUAUCCAAUCUCCUGUCAAUCCUCUCCCUCUUUGAUGACCGGAAAAGAAGUGCUACACAGCUCGGGGCUGCUUACAGUGACCUCUCACCCAAACAAUUCAAACAGAUAGUGUCCGAAGCCAUUAUUCAAGGCUUUGCAAGCGUAAGAAAGCGCUAUCUAGAGCUUUUGAGCUCAGACAACGAUUAUCUCGAGAAAGUCGCGGCAGAAGGGGCUCGCAAGGCAAAUCAGAGUGCUGAAGAAACCAUGUCCUUGGUGAGGGAAGCUGUAGGCUUCUAA
Messenger RNA from Clonostachys rhizophaga, 1110 nucleotides. NCBI's taxonomy places the organism in Eukaryota, Fungi, Ascomycota, Sordariomycetes, Hypocreales, Bionectriaceae. The record is from the annotation of a GenBank genome assembly.